AUGGGUAACAAGAAAAGCAACGAGUCUAAAGCUUUGGAGACCACUAGUCUCGUCCAAUCUCAAUCAAAAUCAGCACAAAAGAAAGCUUCACAUGCAUCGAAUACUCCCCAAGUCAAGAAAGGCGAUGGCGGCAGCAACGUGGUGGUGAACUUCCUCUGCAUUGCAAUGUUCUUCGGAGCUUGCGCCCAUGGAUUCUUUAUCAUCCCAACCACUUCAGUCGUGGAAGAUAUACUUUGUCGGCAGUACUACAGAGAAGAAGUCAACACUGGCACUUGGCUCAGUGUGGACUCCAGUGACCUGAAAUGUAAAGAAAACUCCAUCCAAUCGAAUCUGGCCUUAAUUCUUGCUGUCCGCGAUUCCCUUCAAGCUGGAGUGGGAGUAUUCGCCUCCCUGCCAUGGGGUAUUGCUGCAGAUCGACUGGGCCGAAAGUCAGUGAUAGCCCUUGGACUCGCCGGGCUAGCCUUAUCACAGCUAUGGUUCAUGCUUGUAGCAUGGUUCCCCGGAUACUUUCCAGUGGAAUCUCUGUGGCUCGGCUCAGCGUUCUUGCUUUUGGGUGGUGGAGACGCAGUUUUGGGUGCCAUCUGUUUUAGUAUGAUCGCAGAUGUGACCACUGAGUCAACUAGAGCGGCGGCGUUUAUGCGUCUCAUCAUAGCUUCCCACACAGCCAGUUUUGUUGCACCUGCAUUGGCUUCUGUCAUGAUGGAGAUCAGGGGACCUUGGCUGUGUUUAGUAGCUUCCUGUUCUAUUUUGACGUUCCUGGGGAUUGCUACUGUUCUGUUCCUUCCAGAAGCUGGUGGUCCCAAGGGGAAACACGCCCCAGCCGCUAAGACUGGCACCGGAUUCAGAUCUGCGGUCGAAACUGGUAUGAAAGAGCUCUGGGCGUCCACCCAUCUCUACUCCGUCGCCCUGUUACUACUCACCUUCAUUGGCACUGUUCCAGGGGUUCAUUCAACAGGAAGCUUCAUGACCCAGUUUGCAUCCAAGCGAUAUGAAAUCAAGCUCUCUCAGGCCGGCUACAUCCAAUCUAUCUAUAGCUGUGCAACAGUCACGGUAUGCCUUGCCAUCCUGCCAUCGGUUUCAAAGCUCGUUAUGAGAUCGGAGGUGCCACAAUUCCUCCGACCGUCGAGUGAAAGUCGACGGGAUCUACUACUAGCUCAAUGGUCCUUCGCUUGUUUGACGGUCGGGUCCCUUGUCUGCGCGAUUUCUGCAGUUCUUCCUACUUUCAUGCUUGGACUACUCAUUUCGGCUCUGGGAACAGGAAACAGCAGCCUUGUUCGCAGUUUAUGUAGCCUCUAUGUGAGCACUGACCUGAGGUCCUCGCUUUACACAUUCAUGGGGAUAGUCGAGUUUUUGGUCGCCUUUGUGUCUCAUCCCUCAUUGGCCUUUCUUUUCUCGAAGGGUAUGCACCUUGGGGAUGGAUGGGUUGGUCUGCCAUAUUUUGGAGUUGCUGUCGUUUGCUUCCUGGCGUGGGUUAUGUUGAACUUUGUCAAACCGCCUCCCGCAAAGCCAAAAUAG
Penicillium chermesinum is the source of this 1515-nucleotide messenger RNA. RefSeq names its product MFS general substrate transporter. The transcript has 3 exons. The coding region runs from base 1 to 1515 and encodes 504 amino acids. Gene Ontology annotation, biological process: transmembrane transport. The record is from RefSeq and is a predicted model, not a curated record. Gene Ontology annotation, molecular function: transmembrane transporter activity. Lineage: Eukaryota; Fungi; Ascomycota; Eurotiomycetes; Eurotiales; Aspergillaceae. Gene Ontology annotation, cellular component: membrane.